AUGAAGGGGUACAUCCCCAUAAUAGGACGGCCGCCCAGUCACCGUGAAACUGUGAAGAAAUCUUCAUCUAGUACGUCUGAGAAACGUAGGUCUACAGAAGAUUCAAAACGUUCAGAAAGCAAACCAAAGAAAAAUUUGGACAAUGACUCAAAACUUAUCCAAACAGAAAAGCAAGAAAAUAAACUACUAGAAGAAGACCAGGAAGAAGGACAGUUCCAGCUGAACGAUCUUAUGACGAGGAUAUUGGAAGAGGAACUACAAACUAUCAUGAUCGAGGUGUGGCAAGCCUUGCCCGACGCGCCGCCCACGGAAGCAGAGAAGUUCGUCGCGGACAAACUGAGAAAUGUCACCAGUGAUAACAUUAGAAAUGUAAUUGGACUCAAUGUGACGAAAAGACUACUUAAUGUAUACAAUCCACUGAUUGUGAAGCUACGAUUCAACCGCCGCCCGGAGAGUGGGUGUCUCACAAAGUUCCUGAACUCGUACAACAUCAAGAGUUUCAAGCGUAUCACGAGGGAAGCGAACACUUUUUCCGCACGACUAGCGUCUAUAUCAGAUUUUGACAAGAUUUGCAUCGAUAAGGAAAUUCGAUGUGGUGGUGCAAAAAUAACUGUAACUCCUUGUUAUAAAUUUGAUAAAUGUCCAUCGAAAAUUAAUAGUAUAUAUAAUAUCAUUGACGAUGAAGAUAGUAAAGAAGAGGACAACGAAUAUAAUGAUGGUGAGAAUAAAGAGAUAGAAUCAAAAACAACAAAUCUUAAAGACUCUAAUACGAAAAGUGAAAAGAACAAAGAUAAUGAAGCUAAAAUUAAAGAUGUCUCAAGUGAAAAUAAAGAAAAAUCUAUUGUAUCAGACAAAAAUGUUAAUAAAAUCGAAGAAAACAAAAUAUCUAAUACAAAAAAACAAAACUGUUCUAAUACUCAGAUUAAACCAAAUAAGGAUGUACAAAAAACUACUAAUAAAACUGGAAAUGCAAAAACUAUUGAUCACAAAACUACAGAUAUAGUCAAAUCUGCUCCUAGUAAUAAACCUAAAGUUGAAGACGCAAAAAAAAUUUUGCCUGAGAAAAAAGCUACUACUGAAGAAUCCAAAAAACUUGUGACAGCAAAGAAAGCUAUAGAAACUAAAAAACCUAAUAAAAACCGUUCAAACACGGAAAAACCAAAAGUAUCCCAAGCAAAGAAAAUAUCAAUUCUGCAAGAGGAACAAGACAUGGGAGAUGAAGAAAAAGAAGUAAUGGAAGAUGAAAUCAAAAAAUUCGACGAAGGUGAUGAAAUGAAUGAUGAAGAAAUAUUGGCUUUGGUAUCAGAAGGUGUUGUCGUUGAUGAAUGUACUGGAUCCGAUGAAGAA
Molecule: messenger RNA, 1347 nt
Organism: Brenthis ino (lesser marbled fritillary)
Lineage: Eukaryota; Metazoa; Arthropoda; Insecta; Lepidoptera; Nymphalidae
Source: the annotation of a GenBank genome assembly